Molecule: messenger RNA, 869 nt
Organism: Candidula unifasciata
Lineage: Eukaryota; Metazoa; Mollusca; Gastropoda; Stylommatophora; Geomitridae
Source: the annotation of a GenBank genome assembly
UUCCUUGCCUGCUCCCUGGCUCAGUUCAUUGCCUGCUCCCCAGCUUAGUUCAUUGCCUGCUCCCCAGCUUAGUUCAUUGCCUGCUCCCCAGCUCAGUUCAUUGCCUACUCCCCAGCUCAGUUCAUUGCCUGCUCCCCAGCUCAGUUCAUUGCCUACUCCCCAGCUCAGUUCAUUACCUGCUCCCCAGCUCAGUUCAUUGCCUGCUCCCCAGCUUAGUUCAUUGCCUGCUUCCCGGCUCAGUUCAUUACCUGCUCCCCAGCUCAGUUCAUUACCUGCUCCCCAGUUCAGUUCAUUACCUGCUCCCCAGCUCAGUUCCUUGCUUGCUCCCUGGCUCAGUUCAUUGCCUACUCCCCAGCUCAGUUCAUUACCUGCUCCCCAGCUCAGUUCCUUGCCUGCUCCCUGGCUCAGUUCAUUGCCUACUCCCCAGUUCAGUUCAUUACCUGCUCCCCAGCUCAGUUCCUUGCCUGCUCCCCGGCUCAGUUCAUUACCUGCUCCCCAGCUCAGUUCAUUACCUGCUCCCCAGCUCAGUUCAUUACCUGCUCCCCAGCUCAGUUCAUUACUUGCUCCCCGGCUCAGUUCAUUACUUGCUCCCCGGCUCAGUUCAUUACCUGCUCCCCGACUCAGUUCAUUACUUGCUCCCCGGCUCAGUUCAUUACCUGCUCCCCGGCUCAGUUCAUUACUUGCUCCCCGGCUCAGUUCAUUACUUGCUCCCCGGCUCAGUUCAUUACCUGCUCCCCGGCUCAGUUCAUUACUUGCUCCCCAGCUCAGUUCAUUACUUGCUCCCCGGCUCAGUUCAUUACCUGCUCCCUUGGUUCACGGUGAUUUUGGCGAUCUGUGAGAAGUCUACCCUAAAUCGGCACGUUAGAUGA